GAGGUAGGAAUCAGUGCAGCUGAGUCUGACCGGCAGUCGGGACGUGUGGAGGGAAGGCGCUUACCAAAUUCUCUCAUGAGAGAAGUCGGCUGACGGAUUAGCUUGUUUGUUCCUCUUCGUUUCUUUUUUUAUCUCUUCAUUUCCCCCCCCCCCCCCUCUCCCCACAUCGCGAACGUGUUUCAUUGAUUUUUUUUUUUUGUUUUUGUUUUUUUUGUUUUUGUUUUUGUUUUUGUUUUUUUUUAAGGCUGAAGAAGUGUCUCGGAAGUUUUCCGACAUGAACACCGGGCCGGCUGUCGGGAAAUUCUGUAUGCUGCUGGCGACACUGCUCCUCCUCGCGAGCUCGCCUUGUCGAGCGGCCGAGCAGCCACCCGCAGCCCAGUGGUCCGCCGCGACAGAGGGCGACUUCAGGAACGGCACCCUUCUGCGCCGCCACAGGACCUGCGUGGAGAACCAGCAGUACCACUACCAAGGCCUCUGCUGCCUCAACUGCCAGGCCGGGACGUUUGUGCAGAAGGAGUGCGAGCACGAUCACCAGCAGGGGGUGUGCGCUCCCUGCGAACAUGGACUCACGUACACGGAACAUUCCAACGGCAUGUACCGAUGUCUGCACUGCACGCACUGUCGACAAGACGAGAUGGAGACGGCGUCCUGCACCACCACGUCAGACACCAGGUGUCAGUGCCGAGCCGGAACCUUCUGCGUGCCCGAUCAGGCCUGCGAGGUCUGCAAACGCUGCGCCAAGUGUAAAGCGGGCGAGGAGGAGGUAAAGAAGUGCACGCACUUUUCCAACACGGUGUGCCAAAAGCGAGGCCCGUCUCCCACCCAGACGCCGCCGGCCCGAAUACCGCCCGCCACGCCCGCCUCGCCGGCAGACAUCGCGGUCCCCGUGGUGAGCUGCCUCUUCCUCCUCCUCGUCGUGACCGCGGGAUUCGCCACGUGGUGGUUCGCCGUUAAGCGCUGCUCCUUCGACGGAACGUGUGCCAAGAGUCACUGCGACACCGGCGAAAUCAUCAAAAUUCCGAUCGACGAGAGCGCCCCCACGGCGGAGGAGUGCCAGAACAGUCGUAACGCCGGCCUGGAGGGCGACGACUUUCGUCCGGAAUCGCGUCCGCUGCUGCAGGAGACUCAGGCGGGCGUGACCAACAACAAGGCGUCGCCGCCCCUGGAAGACGAGGACCGCGGGCUGGGCGACAGCCUACCCAACACCACUAGCUCCUCGCAGACCAGCCUGUCGGCGCUGCCCACCGUCGCCUCGUCCGGGGACAGCCCCCAGCAGAGCCCCGCCACCUGCAGGAUAAGCGCCACCGCCAUGGAGGAUCCUCUGCAACACCGCCUGCUGCCGCUGCAAGAGUCUGAGAAGUCGCUGAAGAAGAGCUUCGACCUCUUCGACAAGUACCUGGAUGUGCGGAUCCACAACAAGUUCUUCCGCAUGAUCGGGGUGAGCGACAACCACAUCCGCCUGGCGGAGAGCGGCGCGGCCGGCGACAAAGUCUACGAGCUGCUCAAGAACUGGAUGCAGCGGCAGGGCCUGAAGGCCGACAUCAACCACCUGCUGCAAGCCCUUCUGGACCUGGACCAGCGACGCUCGGCCGAGAGCAUCGCCUCCGAGGCACUUAGGCGAGGUUACUACAAGCAUGAACGCGCUCCCUGAGGGACCCCGCCGUCGUCUCCUCUUUUGACUUGCCUCAUCUUAUCAAGAGCCAGUAGUUUUUCUUCCAAGCAAUGCUUUUUUUUUUUUUUUUUUUUUUUUUUUUUUUUAAGGGGUAAGUGGAGCUGCUUGGAGGUAAAAAACAGAAGUAGUAGUAGCAUGGAGAAAGAAAGGACUCUGCACAUACUCAGCUCCACAUGCUGGCGAACACAUACACUGGUCUGGCGUUUGCGACGUCGCUAACGCGCCAUCUCUGCCACUGGCUCAAUGUCGUCAUGUUAGCUGUUUGUUUGCCACGAUGAUUUUUUGUUUUUUCUCCCCUCGUCUUUGCACUGCCUCCCACUAAAAAUGUUGUCAUGCUAGUUGUUAGGUUGAUUUAUUUAUUUUUUUUCAUCAAAAUUUUUCAUGCCCAGUGAUGGCAUAAUUAUUUUUUAUUAAUCAAAUUGCAAGCUUUUCCACAAACAAAAUUCUUCUUGUCGGAUUGUUUUUUUGUUUUUUUUUUUAAAUCUGAUUUUUCUUACAGGAUUAAGAAAAAACUAUGAUUUUGGUCUCGUAAAAUUAUUUUUUCUAAGAAAAUUACGACUAUUCGCUUCAGAUUACUUUUUUCUUCUAGCAAGAUUAUAAAAUUUGAUUGUUCUCAUACAAUUGACUUUUCUAAAAAAAAUUACGAUUGUAAGAUUACAAUUUAAAAUUUUUCUUAAAUGCUCUCAUAAGGUGACGACUAUUUUCUACAGAAAAUGUGACUUUAUUCUCCUACGAUUACGAUUUUCCUAUCCAAAAUGUAAACUGUUCUCAUAAAAUGACGACAAAUGGUUUUCUAAAAAAACCACUAUUCUCUUAAUCUAACUUUUUCCACAAAGAAAUUGACUACCAUCAGAUGAAAAAAAAGAACACGUCUUUAUUUUCAUGAAGUCAAAACUUUCUAAUAAGAAUACAACUUUAUGCUUUUAAGAUUACGUGUUCUAUAUAAAAAAAACACGGACACUAUUUGUUCCUGUAAGAUGGAGCACCUUAAUCUAAAGAAACCCCCCACUAUUUUGUAACAUUACAAUUUUUUUGUGAAUUUCUUCUAACAAGAAUAUAUUAUUAUUUUAGACACUUUCCAUCAAAUGUGCGAAGACAACCUUUUUCUUUAAAAUGGAAAAAAAAGAAAAAAUUGACCUACUUGUACUACUCAACUAAACUUACUGAACUGGCCCCUACUGACAUAAUGUAGUCACGCUACUGGUUAUGACAAAUAUUGUUUUUUCCUUUCUUCAAAAAACAUUGCGGGGUGUCUGUUCAUUAAAGCAAUGCUACGCUAAAAUGAAGUCAUAAAUUUUUACCUGACAAAUGGCUGUAAUGUUCACGAAUUUACGACUUUGGCGGCUGCGUGAACUUUUGUCCCUUAUAUAUUUUUAUUUAUUGUCAUUUUUAUCACCAUGCUUAUUUAUACCCUCGCAGCAUCGCCACGCUUUCUCAAAACGCUCUAAUUGCAUUUCAAUUCCAGCAUACACAGGACAUUUUUUUUCCCGAAGUUAUAAAUAUGGAUAAUUAACGCUUGCGUAUCCAUUCUGUAAAAAAGAACACUGAUAUAUUGUAUGUCCCACCCCUCGUGCUUGUGCCAAUGAAACAUAAUUGCCCAGCCGGUUGUUGCUGGGCAGAAUUCAGUUCACGCAAAAAGGACUGGCAAUUUGGGCGGCAGGUACGGAACUUUUUGUCCCGCUUCGCUUUCAUGAAGGAACCCCUUUUUUUCUGAAUUUAAGGCUUUUUUUGUUUGUUUGUUUUUUUGCUUUUUUUAAAAGCUCAACUUUCAAUGUUUUGCCCCGCUUAUUUUUUUAUUUUAUUUUUUUUAAUUUUUGUGUGCGCGUGUGACGGUGCAUGUGCGUGUUUGUACUUGUGUGAGACAGUGUGCGUGUGUUCUACUGUAUCGUGAUGCUCAGUGCUGGCGCUGCCAUCCAGUGGUUGACAGACAAAUUCAUCCUGCUUCAAUUGCAAGGCUUGGUCACGUGACAUUCGUCGUCAUGUGGACUAGUUGUCAUAUCUGUAUCACUUUAUAGACCGUAGGAGAGAAGCAGCGGAAAUUAAUUGAUGUCCAUGUUCCGUUGAUGGAAGAAAUAAAAUUAUAAGUUAUGAGAAGGAUGUUUUUUAUGUACAUUUGGAAUAAAUAUUUUGUACAGAGAUUCACCUUUUGGAUUAUUUGAAUUGUUAUCAAUUCUGUUUCAAUAAACGACUGUUAUAUUA
Messenger RNA from Phyllopteryx taeniolatus (common seadragon), 3871 nucleotides. RefSeq names its product tumor necrosis factor receptor superfamily, member a (gene tnfrsfa). The record is from RefSeq and is a predicted model, not a curated record. The transcript has 10 exons. Gene Ontology annotation, biological process: TRAIL-activated apoptotic signaling pathway; positive regulation of apoptotic process. Gene Ontology annotation, cellular component: plasma membrane; cell surface. NCBI's taxonomy places the organism in Eukaryota, Metazoa, Chordata, Actinopteri, Syngnathiformes, Syngnathidae. Gene Ontology annotation, molecular function: protein binding. The coding region runs from base 275 to 1651 and encodes 458 amino acids.